GAUCUCGGGGUGGAGGGAAGCCCACCACCAGCCCAUUGCAAGACUUCGGUCCUGCUUCCCGGGCGGGGGCUCGGCCCUCCCUCUCUGGGGUGGCUUCCAGUGGACUCCCCAGAAGUGGGACGAAGAGGUGCAGCAGCAUGGGAGUUGGGGUUAUUGGUCAUAGGAAGGUGCCACUCACCCUCCCUACCACCACUUUGAGGGCAGCUCAUAAAGGCCGUUUUAUCUUUAAAGCACCGUUGCCCACCUUUUAAAGAACUCCUGAUCAGGCCUUGGAGUGUUCCCCAAGCCGCCUGGAUGAUUGAUGCAACUCUGCAGCAGAAUCGGGGCCCUGUUCAAACCUCCAGCCCUCUGUUUUUGUCUUGUCUUCAGAAAACAGUGGAGGAAGAGUUGGAGACGCUUCUGGAACAGCAGGGCACAAUUGAAAGCAAGAUGGCUACCCUGCAUCGCAUGGGUCCGAACUUGCUGCUGAUCGAAGGAGACGCCAAGCAGCUGGCCGGGAUGAUCACGUUCACCUGCAACUUGGCUGAGAAUGUCAGCAGCAAAGUUCGCCAGCUGGACCUUGCCAAGAACCGCCUUUAUCAAGCCAUCCAGCGAGCAGAUGACAUUUUGGACUUGAAGUUCUGCAUGGAUGGAGUUCAGAGUGCCCUGAGGAACGAAGACUAUGAACAAGCCGCUGCUCAUAUUCAUCGCUACCUUUCUUUGGAUAAGUCUGUCAUUGAGCUGAGCAGGCAGGGCCGAGAAGGCAGCAUCAUAGAUGCCAACCUGAAGCUCCUGCAGGAGGCAGAGCAGCGGCUCAAAACCAUUGUGACAGAAAAGUUCAAUAUGGCUACAGAACAGGCAGACCUGCCGCAGGUGGAACGCUUCUUCAAGAUCUUCCCGUUGCUUGGCUUGCACGAGGAAGGACUAAGCAAAUUCUCCGAAUACCUUUGCAAACAGGUGGCCAAUAAGGCAGAAGAGAACCUGCAGCUGGUGAUGAAGACCGACAUGACGGACCGCAGGGCUGCGGUCAUCUUUGCCGACACCCUAACUCUCCUCUUUGAAGGGAUUGCUCGUGUGGUGGAGACCCACCAGCCCAUCGUGGAGACCUACUAUGGGCCAGGCCGGCUCUACACCUUGAUCAAGCACCUGCAGGCAGAAUGCGACCGACAGGUAGAGAAAACUGUGGACAAGUUUAUCCAGCAGCGAGACUACCACAGGCAGUUCCAGCACGUUCAGAACAGCAUGAUGAGGAGCUCAGUGGCAGAAAAGAUUGAGCCAAGGGAGCUGGAUCCCAUUUUAACAGAGGUCACCCUGAUGAAUGCGCGGAGUGAGUUGUACCUGAGGUUCCUAAGGAGACGCAUCACUUCCGAUUUCGAAGUGGCAGAUUCUCUGGCCUCGGAGGAGGUGAAGCAAGAGCAUCAGAAGUGCCUGGACAAGCUGCUCAACCACUGCCUCCUGAGCUGCGCCAUGCAGGAGCUGAUCGGCUACUACAUCACCAUGGAAGAGUACUUCAUGCGGGAGACGGUAAACAAGGCUGUUGCGAUGGACACGUGCGAAAAGGGCCAGCUGACCUCCAGCAUGGUGGACGACGUGUUCUACAUUGUGAAGAAGUGCAUCGGGCGGGCUCUCUCCAGCUCCAGCAUCGACUGCCUCUGCGCCAUGAUCAACCACGCCAUCACCGAGCUGGAGUCAGACUUCGGGGAAGUCCUGUGCAACAAGCUCAAGACGGGCUUCCCGGCCACCACCUUCCAAGACUUCCAAAGGGGCGUGACGAGUGCCGUCAGCCUCAUGCACAGCAGCCUUCAGCAGGGCAAGUUCGACACCAAAGGCAUCGAAAGCAUGGAUGAGGCCAAGCAGUCCUUCCUGGUGACAUUAAACAAUGUGGAGGCCUGUAGUGAAAACAUCCUGACCCUCAAGAAGACCCUGGAGAGCGACUGUGCCAAGCUGCUGAGCCAAGGGUUCGGAGGGGAGCAGGCGCAGGCCAAGGUGGACAGCUGCUUCUCCGACAUGACGGGCGUCUCCAGCAAGUUCCGUGACCUGCUGCAGGAAGGCCUGAACGAGCUCACUAACUCGGCGAUCAAGCCCCAGGUGAAGCCCUGGAUCAACCUCUUCCUGUCUGUCUCCCAUAACAUCGAGGAGGUGAGUUUUUGGGUGGAAGCGCCUCCAAGCCGCUGUAUUCCCUCCCGUCUGCAGGCAGGGCUGUCGCCCGUCAUCUACGACAGCCUCUCCAGCCUGAUGACCAGCCUCAUUGCUGUGGAGCUGGAGAAGGUGGUGCUCAAGUCCACCUUCAGUCGGCUUGGUGGGUUGCAGUUUGACAAAGAGCUGCGCUCCCUGAUCGCCUACCUCACGACCGUCACCACCUGGACCAUCCGGGACAAGUUUGCUCGGCUCUCGCAGAUGGCCACCAUCCUCAACCUGGAAAGGGUCACAGAGAUCCUGGAUUACUGGGGGCCAAACUCGGGCCCGCUGACGUGGCGUCUCACCCCGGCUGAAGUCCGCCAGGUGCUGGCCCUCCGGAUGGAUUUCCGCAGCGAAGACAUCAAGCGCCUGCGCCUGUAGCGGCCUGGGCUGGGCAGGGGUGCCCUUCCCUUGGCCCCCAAAGGGCAUUCCCUGCCGGGCCGGCCCUCAUCCAAAAUCCCCGAGGCUCUUCCCCCCCCCGGAGUCUUGCCCCCCCGGGAGCAGGGGAGGUGCAGUGCGCCUCCCUCCUGGGUGGCAUGCAAUAAACAGCCCUUCUGCUGGC
Molecule: messenger RNA, 2719 nt
Organism: Pogona vitticeps (central bearded dragon)
Lineage: Eukaryota; Metazoa; Chordata; Lepidosauria; Squamata; Agamidae
Source: RefSeq, a predicted model, not a curated record